Messenger RNA from Phodopus roborovskii (desert hamster), 1148 nucleotides. It is a transcript of the gene Cfap161, whose product is annotated as cilia and flagella associated protein 161. Lineage: Eukaryota; Metazoa; Chordata; Mammalia; Rodentia; Cricetidae. Gene Ontology annotation, biological process: cilium assembly. The transcript has 7 exons. Gene Ontology annotation, cellular component: motile cilium. The record is from RefSeq and is a predicted model, not a curated record. The coding region runs from base 59 to 970 and encodes 303 amino acids.
AACGAGACACGCUAACGCUGCUGUCCCAGGAGGCCAACUUUCUGACUGAGCCGGGACGAUGGCACAGAACUUGUAUGGUCCUGGAGUCCGGAUGGGCAACUGGAACGAAGAUGUCUACCUGGAGGAGGAGCGUAUGAGAGACUUCCUAGAGAAGAGGGAGAAGGGAGAACUCCUUAUACAGAGAAACAGAAGGGUGAAAAAGAACCUCUUGAGACCGAUGGAGCUUUCGGUAUCCAAAGAUGGAUUUGUCCAUUAUGGCGACAAAGUGAUGCUUGUGAAUCCUGAUCACCCCCGGGGGGAGGAAGCUGGCAUGUUUCUGGAAGGAGACCUGUGCCUAUGCAUGAGCCCGGAUGAAGUUAAAGCCCAGCUACUUGAUGAAUUGGAAAUGCCCUGUGGUUUGAGUGCUGUUCUGACCACAGUCCCGAUGGGCAGAAACACUUUCACCAUCCUGAGUGACAGCAGAAGCAGCGAUGCUGUGGGCCAAGUCCUUAGAUACGGGCAGAGCUUCUGCCUCGGGAUAGAAGCAGGCCUGGAAUGCAAGAUGCUGUACUUAUCAAGUGACCACCGGACCCUUCUGAAGUCUUCUAAGAAGUCCUGGCUCCAGGAGGUGAUUCUGACAGACGAGGCCUCCCAUCUGAACUGCUGGCAGGCUACCUUCCUUGACCCCCAGCUGCGCCUGGAAUAUGAAGGCUUCCCAGUUGGGGCAAAUGAAAAACUUGUCAUCUAUCAUCGACAAACAAACCGAGCCCUGGCAGCCCAUCGGCAUCUCUCCUUAAGGACCUAUUUCGGGAAGGAAGUUGAGGUUGCAGCUCAUACACAUCUGGAUUCACACAGAGUUGAAAAGCCCAAGAACCACUGGAUGCUGGUCACCGGGAAUCCUAGGGACAAGUCGACCACCGUGUUGGACCUCCCCAAACCUCCUGCAGAGGAUACUCGUGCCGUGGAGCAGGCCAUGGGCAUCAACACAUAGUGACACCCCAAGCAUACACGUGGCCUCUCAGGCCCUGCUCUCAUCGAUUCUAAAUCUUAAAAGCAAUGAAUAAUCUUGGUUGUGUCCCAAGCAGUUUUCCAGUAGGGCACAGAACUCCAUGAACACAGUAUUAAAAGAAAUACCUUAUUAAACUUAUUGAAUUAGUGGUGGGAGCUGA